This is a messenger RNA of Fusarium subglutinans, 573 nucleotides long. RefSeq lists its product as uncharacterized. Bases 1 to 573 code for a protein of 190 amino acids. The record is from RefSeq and is a predicted model, not a curated record. The transcript has a single exon. Lineage: Eukaryota; Fungi; Ascomycota; Sordariomycetes; Hypocreales; Nectriaceae.
AUGCACAACUUGAACCCUCUAAGUUACACGCCCGAGACAGCAGAGAACGAAAUCCGCAGUUCCGUUGUCGCAACAGUUCACUUCGUGGCUCAUACCGUCGUUGAAGGCGGCGGAAAUCAUUGGGACAUCUUCCUACAAACUGCUCCGAGAAAAUCAAUCCGCUUGGAAAUCGUACCUGGCGCGUAUCCCGGCCGCGUAGGCUUCCUCGGCCGUCUCGAUAUCAUCCGUCAUCCAUACGGCAUCACACGUCACUCGAACAAGACGGUCAGCAUACCUGCGCAGCCUGGCCACACUGUAGGCCAGUUCUUGGAUGCAAUUGUUCGGGCUGAUAAUCACCGUUAUGAGUUCACUCAGUCAGGGAGGGGUUGCGGUGGCUGGGUGCGAGACCAAUUCUAUCUUUUUGUGCAAUGUGGAUUGAUUCCUCCUGGAUGGGAGGCCGAAUUUGAGGCUACUAUCAACGUGUUUUGGGUGAAGAAUCAGUCUCGGGGACCUUGGCCGUUGACCUAUGGCACUUAUUUGAGAACUAGAAAUAAUGGCCGCAAGGGGAAGCAGAAGAAGAAGAAGAAGAGGUAG